GUUAGAUGUCUAGUGUCUACUAAAACUACGUUUUGGUAUUUGACAUCCGCAGUCUGAACUUAUGUGCUUAAAGUAUUGAUCAACCUGCUGGUUCUCCAAAUCUUUAUAAAGGUACAUAAGUUAUUAAGAAUAUUAUUUCUUUAAAUAUAUUUAGAUGCUACAACAGAAAUAAAUCAAGAUGAACAGAGAUAAGAGAGAACCAGAGUAUCCUGCGGAGCUAGAAUCUCAGUUUAUUCUUCGUUUGCCGGAGGAUCCAGCAAAAGAAUUGCGGGAGCUACUUAAAACUGGAGAUAACAUAAAAAGUCGUCUAACAAUUCAAAUAGAUAACGAUAUGAGAAAUGGUGAGGUACGUUUUGACCAUUGGUUAAUGCACGCAAAAAUUGUAGACUUACCAACUAUUAUCGAGUCAUUGAAGACAAUUGACAACAAAAGUUUCUAUAAAACAGCCGAUAUAUGUCAGAUGAUGAUAUGUAAAGAGGAAGCCGAUCAAACACCUGCAGAAGAAGAAUCACCUUCAAAAAAUAAAAAAAAGGAUCCCUAUAAAGUUGAUAAGAAAUUUCUUUGGCCGCAUGGUGUGACACCGCCGACCAAAAAUGUAAGAAAGCGUCGCUUUCGCAAAACUUUAAAGAAAAAAUAUGUAGAAGCACCUGAAAUUGAAAAAGAAGUAAAAAGAUUGUUAAGAGCUGAUAAUGAAGCCGUCAGUGUCACUUGGGAAGUUGUGAAAGAAGAGGAUGAUCAACUUAAGCCAGAACCUGUUACCCCAACACCAACACCAAAAGCAGAGAAAAAGACCAAAGCAGCUGAGAGAGCAGCAAAGAAAGGUGCAGCUGCUGCAGCAGCCAAAGCUGCAUCUGUAGCAGCUGCUGCUGCUGCUGCUGCUGCUGCUUCUGCUGCAGCUGCAGCCGCCAGUGCCAAUAACUCUGAGUCUUCUAAUGUUGUUGAUAUAUUUGGUAGUGCUGUAAGUGACAGUGAUGCAGAAGAUGACAACAUUAAUGUAGAGUUGGAGGAUAGUCACUUCUCAACUUAUGACAGCCGCCUAUCAGACAACAGUUCAGUUUUAGGCUUGGGAGAUAUGCAAACAAAAAAAGAAAGCUAUCCAAUAGAAUUUGAUUCGCAAAUGUUUCAAAGUGGUCAAAGCCAUAAAAGAUCUAAUAGAAGCCGAGCCACAACUCCAGCAACUUCAACAGUUACCAAGAGCGGAGGGUUGUCGUCUGAAGAAGAUGGAGAAUAUUCAAGAGAUAUGUCUAAAGAUAAUAUGUCAGUGAGAAUUGAGGAACUCCGAACUGAACUAGAAGAGUUGAAACAGCGCAAACAGAGGAUGCAGUAUGAAAUUGCUGGAAUGGAAAAUCUAGCUUUACGACAAAGAUUUCAAGAGAUUCUACAUACAUUAAACCAGGAUGUUAUGUAUAAGGAAAUGGAAUAUCAAGGCCUCAUCACAUUACAAAAUUCUGAAGAUAUAUGAGGAACAUAUUACAUGUAAAGAGCUAAAAGCUUUUUACAUGUAUGAAUUAUUAUGUCAUUUUUUCUUAAAAGAAAAACUUAUAUUGUGGAAUAAGUUUCAUGUUUUUUUACUUUCAUAUUAAUUUUAUAUUUUUACAUAAUAAAUUUUUUUUAUUGCUUUCUUAAGUAUAACAGUAAGUGAAAUAUUUUUCUUAUAGGUCGAAUUAUAUGAAAAAAAUUUGUCUUCAUGUUGUAAAAUAGGCAUUUUAAAACUAUCAUUACCUACUUAUGGAAUAUCAUAUGAACAUCUCGUUGAGAAACUCUUGUAUUUUUUUUAUAUAUAUUUAUUAAGUAUUAAUUAGGUGUUUAAUGUUAUUAUCAUUAAUUAGUUAUAUUUGUUGAAAUUAAUUAUUUUUUUUACUUUAAGUAGGUCUUUUGGAUCCCUUAAAAAUUAUACAAUUAUAGGGUAGAUCUAAGAGUUACUUAACUGUACUUAACAGUAUGCAUAUUAAAAUACUGUAUUAGCCAAUAAGAAUUGAAAAAAUUUAAGUCAUUUUUAUUGUUAUCUUAGAUAUGUAUAUCCUGACAAGAUUAAUAUCUUAAUUACUAUUUUAUUUUUACCACUCGUUUUUAAACUAUUUACAAUGUUUUAUUAAUCUUCGUAAGUUAAGAUAGUAUUAUUACAGUAAUAAGAAAAAUAUUUUUUAUUUCUACACUUUUAGGAAAACUAUUAUUAUACUAUAUUAUUAAGCAGUAUUUAAAAAUAUAGAUUGCAGUUUACUAAUGUAGCAAACAAGUGUUUCAAAAAUAAACAUUAUGAUGCUAAUGGAGAA
Molecule: messenger RNA, 2273 nt
Organism: Danaus plexippus (monarch butterfly)
Lineage: Eukaryota; Metazoa; Arthropoda; Insecta; Lepidoptera; Nymphalidae
Product: transcription initiation factor TFIID subunit 7-like
Exons: 1
Coding region: 179-1462 (427 amino acids)
Biological process (GO): transcription initiation at RNA polymerase II promoter; RNA polymerase II preinitiation complex assembly
Cellular component (GO): transcription factor TFIID complex
Molecular function (GO): RNA polymerase II general transcription initiation factor activity
Source: RefSeq, a predicted model, not a curated record